UUCGACCUCCGACCGAUCGCAGCAAGCCUCAUCGCCAAAAAGCUUUUAUAAACAACAAGUGCGAAUCUUGGGGGCAUUUUUUCCUAUUUUAUUCUACGUUUUUCCCUGAUUUUGUGCAAAAUUUGUAGUGGAUUUUGAAGAAAUGGCAACUGGUUUGCCCGUGAGCAGUGUUUAACCAUGGAUGAAACGAAAAACGGGCCGAAAAAGUCGAAACGAAAAUAACACAUUCUGAGCUCUUGUGUGGUUGGGAAACUGCAUCUAGAAAAUGUCAUCCAAUUCAAAGGAUUUUCCUUACGAGCUGAUCCGCCAGAUGCACAAUGACCUUCAGUCGCAGAUGCUGAAAAUAACGAAUCUUUCGCGAACAGAAACUCCGGCAGCUGUCAUGGCGAACGCAAACCAAACAGUAAUCCUUCAGCGGCGGCCGGGACAGGGACUAGGACCGGGAUCCAGCCAGGUUUCUAAGGCCAGCAAACCAGCCCAACAGCAGGAGAAGAAAACUUUCGAACAGGCGUACCGGGAAGCAAUUGAACGCCUCAAAGCGGCGGCCGGCAGCAAACCAAACUCCCAGUCCCAGAUUCAGGGACAGGGCCAGGCUCAGCAACGGCAGCAGAUUACCAAUUCCGGCGGCAACAAUGUCACGCAGCCAUCGCCAUUACCAGCCAAAAGUGCAGUAGUGAAUUCGAAUCGGUUUCCUGUGGAGGAGCCUUCGAGUUCGGCUUACAACUCGCCUUCAUUGGCUUCACGGAACGCUGAGAGCCAAUAUAAGACCACUAUUUACAACAUUAACACUAUCAACCUAGCUGGACUGCUCAAGAAUCAGCGGAAUCCAAAUGAAGCCGUGUCAAACGAUCGAGAAGCGACGUCAGGUGGCCGAUCGUCGGUUCCGAACAUAUCCCAGUCGGUUGCCCGUGUUAUGGACGAAAGCAACCGGUACCGAGAAACAUUCGCAAAUGCCUACGCUCGGCAUCUGCUCGAAAUCACCCGCACUGCUGUAGAGAAGAAAACCGCCGCACCGACUCCACAAAUAACUUCUUCAAGUACAUCGUACUCCCCGUCAAGCAGCAGUGUGACGUUGAUCAAAACUCAAGCUAAACCCUUUCUUGGAGGACAGCCGCCUGCGGGGUCUUCAUUGGAAGUACCACCGAAAAAAUCAAAACCAUCACCAUCUUCGUCACGCAAUCCGAUGGUUCUGAACGGGAGGGAUGGAACGAUGCCGACGUACGCCGAGGUGGUGUCAUCUAGUGGAGGAAAAACCAAUGGGAAUGUUAUGCUCAAAAUAGACCGAAAACCAACGACCGGAACCAACCAUUCAAAUCUACCGUCACUUGAUGCUAUGAUGGCUGCUCAUUCAAGCAAGUUCAAAAACGCUCCUUCAACAUCACCGGAUAAAAAACCCUUGGAGUCACGUCUGAAGCCAUCCAGUAUUCAAGUGAGCCACGAUGAACUCUAUCGGCACAUCCAGAACAAAUUAUUGCAAUCCCAAAGCCCCCCGUCGGUACAACAAAGGUCCGUUAAUGUCACACCGAAAGCUGUAGCCCCGAGACAGAAAUCGGUAAUCGUGUCCAACAAACCACUUCCCGUGCCCAACCUAGCAAACAGACCAGACCUCACAGUAAUCGUUAAUAAGCCAAAAAUAUCUUCACCUGCACCCGCUCAUGUGUAUGGGAAGCCUACCAUAUCGACCCCUAACUCCACCUCAUCUACUGGCCAGAGUGUAUCGCCAUCAAUGAGCACCUCGUAUUCGAUGGGAUUGUCUACACCCAAGCGUGAACAUCUCCCCGUGAUUGCUGACCUAUCCAAACCACCUCCAGCUCAUUCAGCUACACCAAAAUCCCCAUUCAUACAACCAAUCACCCCGUCUCCGGCAGUCCCCAAACAACUGACACCAGGUCCUUUACCAACUAAAGAUCCAUCCAGCUAUGCUGCAAAAAGUUCUACCAGUAUUACCCCCAAAUUUGGCUCGUCUACUUCAGCAACUCCUACCUUGGAAGCAAUCUUGAAUCUGGAUACCAAAAUUGCAACUCCACCACCAUCAACAUUGCCUAAGAGCACUGGAUACGACGGAUACGUUCCGCCUUCGACGUCUAGCUUGUAUCGAAGCAGCGGAGAUCGAUCAUCGCUGCUUUACAACACUCAGAAGCCAGUGAAAAUUGAAAAGCGAGUUAACUACGAUCCCUACACAAAUGUUAAGAGUAAUCAGGAAAGUAGUGCAUCCAAGUACCAGCACAACGUGAUCUGGAAGGAACAACCGACGAUCAAAACCGAAGAUCAACUCAACGGUAAUAGCAAGAUCAGCGAACAGAAGAAAACAUUGCUAUACCGUUCUCCUCGUGCAGUGGAACUAUUGCAAACCGCCAACAAGCAGAAAAUAACAUCACAAACCCAAAACCAAUCGAGGCCAAUGGGAACUGUGAUUAAACCCAGCGUGCCACCCUCCAACAAUGCCGGUACGGCACCAUUGGCUCAGCACAAAAACCACACGAAUCAAAUAACCAGUGCAGAUCUCCUCAAGUAUCGAAUGGAACGCAAGAAUUCCAUCAAAGAUAAACCAAGAAAGCCCGUCGACCCACUGGCCAUCAAGCCGGAUCCGGAUAGACCCGAGAAACGAAAGGAACCACCCAAAAGACUGGACUGGGCCAGACGAAAGAAGCUGAAGCGUUCAACCGAUCCCUAUCUACAAAAUGGGCCGUGUUACGAAGUGGCGCCUCGGUUGUCUCGGUGCCGCGAAUGUGGUCGAUCGGCUGCAUCCCGAUUGAAGGAUAGCGAUACCAUAUUUUGCCGAUUCAUCGCUUUCAGAAAACUAAGGUACAACACUCUAGGACAUAUGGAAGUGGCCGGAUUUGCGGACCCUCAUCAGGACGCUCAGAAGCCGGAUAUUAGCUUGUGGGACGCCAAUUUGUCCAAGGUUCCCAUCGAUUUGUCGGUGGAGAAGUCGAAAUUCUUGCUUGGACAGGUUGGGUACAAGUUCUGCGAACUGUUUCAUCAGGAAAAGGAAGCGUACUUUGAGCACAUGUCGGAAGAUAAAACGAUUGCCUGGAAGCAAGCUGUCAAUGGGGUUCGCGAGAUGUGUGAUGUCUGUUCGACUACUCUGUUCAACUACCAUUGGGUAUGUUCAACAUGUGGUUUCGUGGUAUGCAUCGAUUGCUACAAGUAUCGUAAAUACAACAGCACUAAAAACGAUACCGGUACAAGAGAUCGCGACUGUUACAUGUGGCUUCACUGUACAAAUCGAGAACCACAUGUGCAAAACAAGUUGAUGCUUACACAGAUUAUUCCGGCCAACAGUUUGUACAAGCUAGUGCGACAAAUGCAUGGUGUUUGUGCUUUGCUUGAGAUUCCUUUGAACUGUGAAUGCCCUCUCAGUAAGGAAUCGUUGUUUAGGAAAAUAAAAGACAGGUUGGAAUUUAUCUUCCCCAUUACGAUUGAAGUAGCUAAGAAGUCUGACGAAGGUGACAAAGAGCCGGGCAGCGACGAAGAUAAAAGUCUAGUUCAGGCUACCUCAAGUACUACAAAAAUGAUUUCCAUUACGAUCAAAAAUAUAGAAAGCACACUCAGUGAAACUGAUAGCGGCACAGUUUGUUGUAAGGCUAUAUUCGGCAGAGAACUAAGCGAGGACAAGAACCCAGAAGCCGAAAAGCUAAAACUUAGGGAGAAGCAAAGUUACACUUUUGAAGGGUUUCAAGAAGAAAUCAAGAUCGAGAGCUUGGAAGAUUUUAUCAAAAAGGAUAAAACCGAGAAGGACGAGGAAGAGGAAACAAAAGAAAACAAAGAGAAAGAUAACAUAAGUAUUAAAGUAGAAGAAAAUGAGGAAGAAACAAAGAAGAAUGAAUCAGUUGAACCUGAUAGCAACAAUAAAGAAGUCGAGGACAAAGAAAACACAGAAGUUAAACCAAGUGUAGAAGAUCCUAAGCCAUCUGCAGAUGUGGCGAAGAAGCCGGAAGAAAAGGAUCCUUUCGAAACUGUAGAAAACGAUAUCAAACAGGAGAAGGAUCGCAAUGAUAUUGAUAUUAAACACAAGGUGAAUUCAUAUUUCCAAAAAGAUUCCAGCACUGAACCGGAAGGACCCUACAGCGAGGAACAUCGUUUCAAACCUUCGCCAAAACUAGACUUCAAGACGUUCAACAUGAUCGUGAAACAGUUGUUGAAGUUCGACAAAUCGCUCAAUAUUUCUGGUCUCUUCGAGAAGCAUCUUAGCGAGAAAUAUUCCGAAUCGGAGAGUCUGAUUGAUUUUACGGCAGAAUUUCAGGUUCAACAUUCAAACAUCCAAAGCUUCUUGAACGAUUUUUUGAGCGAAUUCGUUUUUCUAACCGGUCAAAACAGUACCGAUAAUCUGACGGAUGAUGUACAAAUUAUGGAGUAUAACAGGUAUAUGAAGAAAGGUAUCGAAUUUCAAAAUAAGGGUGAACGGGUUAUGACCUUGAAAGAAUCGGAAAAGCUGUAUCCGAAUGUGGCUCACCAGUGGCUGUGUAACGGAAGGCUCCUUCGUCUGUUGGACCCGUUGAGUGAUAACAAUUACAACACAUUUCACGACCAAUGGGAACGUGGUCAACCGGUCAUGGUCUCGUACGUUUCGGAUAAACUCGACAUGAGCUUGUGGCGUCCAGAAUCGUUCAUAAGAGAGUUUGGCGACAUUGAGAAUGAUUUGAUCAACUGUCUAAAUGGCAAGCUGGUUCGAGGUCAGAAGAUGAAAGUAUUUUGGGAGGGUUUUGACCGGAUCGCGUUUCGCCUUAUGGACGAACGAGAUCGACCAAUGAUGUUGAAACUAAAAGACUGGCCACCGGGUGAUGAUUUUGCUGAGAUGAUGCCUACUCGAUUUAACGAUCUGAUGAAUAAUCUUCCGCUAUCUGAGUAUACUCGCCGCGAGGGUCGCCUAAACCUGGCGAGUCGGUUGAGUAGCUUCUUUGUACGUCCUGAUUUGGGACCAAAAAUGUACAGCGCAUAUGGUUCGGCUUUGCACCCAACAAAGGGAACCACCAAUCUUCAUUUGGAUGUUUCGGAUGCUGUGAAUGUAAUGGUCUAUACGGCCGUACCCAAGGAUGUGGAACGGACUAAAUACGUUCAGAAAGUUCUCGAUGCAAUCGAUUCCGACGAAUGUGAUGUUUUCACCCGACAACGCAUCCGAGAUAAGGCAGAUCUCCCUGGGGCAUUGUGGCACAUCUACCACGCCAAGGACGCCGACAAGAUCCGUUCCUUGUUGCACAAAAUUGAGGUGGAACGAGGUAUCAGUAUCAAAGCCAAUCAUGAUCCCAUUCAUGACCAAAAGUGGUACCUGGACGCAAAUCUGCGAAAGCGGCUCCUGCAGGAGUACAACGUGGAAGGAUACUCUAUCGUGCAGUGUUCUGGCGAUGCCAUAUUUAUCCCUGCCGGAGCACCGCAUCAGGUGCGGAAUCUACACAACUGCGUAAAAGUUGCAGAGGAUUUUGUUUCCCCAGAAAAUAUCUCCUACUGCUUCAAGCUAACAAACGAAUUCCGACACCUUACAAACACGCACUCGAAUCACGAAGAUAAAUUACAAAUAAAGAAUAUAAUUUACCAUACCGUUAAGGAUGCCGUGUCCUGUUUAACCAAUCCUCUCAUAAUGACUAAAGAAAAAAUUGAUUUAAUGUAAGUGUUUUAUUUUCAUAAUAAAGUUUUAGUGAUUCAAUUCGGAACAAAUUAUGUUUAAACAGUUGUAAUAGAAACUAAGGAUCGAUCGAUUGAAAAAUAAAAAUGUAUUGCUUCGUGGUAUAAACACUAUGUAACUAGACAAAAUACUUUAUUUCUUCGUUCGUGAACAACUGCAAAAUGAAUUUGUAGAACGUGUAAGCUAAUUGAGAAAAUAAAUAAAAACAUGAUUUUCCUACUUCGAA
Messenger RNA from Aedes aegypti (yellow fever mosquito), 5849 nucleotides. It is a transcript of the gene Kdm3, whose product is annotated as lysine-specific demethylase 3B. Bases 266 to 5608 code for a protein of 1780 amino acids. The transcript has 11 exons. Gene Ontology annotation, cellular component: histone deacetylase complex; chromatin. The record is from RefSeq and is a predicted model, not a curated record. Gene Ontology annotation, biological process: regulation of transcription by RNA polymerase II. Lineage: Eukaryota; Metazoa; Arthropoda; Insecta; Diptera; Culicidae. Gene Ontology annotation, molecular function: histone H3K9 demethylase activity; transcription coregulator activity; chromatin DNA binding.